Molecule: messenger RNA, 570 nt
Organism: Laccaria bicolor S238N-H82
Lineage: Eukaryota; Fungi; Basidiomycota; Agaricomycetes; Agaricales; Hydnangiaceae
Exons: 6
Coding region: 1-570 (189 amino acids)
Source: RefSeq, a predicted model, not a curated record
AUGUCAUGGCCCAGCUCCUUCAUGCCUCUGGAGCCACAAGGUGCACAGUCUGGUUUUUGUGGUGGUACUCAUCAUCCUUGUGGCCACAGGUCAUCCUCAUGGGCACUGGCUGUCACCCACAUGGGUGCUGGCCAACAUUUUUAUGAGCACUUCCUCGUUCUCAUGGAUGCUGGUUGUUGUGUCAUUCUCAUGGGCGCUAUUUGUCAUUCUCAUGGGCUCUUUGUCAGUCUCAUGGGUGCUGGUGGUCAUUUGCCAGUCAUUAUGACUGUUCUUGUGGUUAUUUCUGUUGCUGGGUGGUGGAACUCAUCUGUUGGGAGGUUGCAUUUGUGGCAACAUGGUGGCCCAAGGCCAGUGCAGUGUAAAGUAUCUGAAUGGUGGCCUUUCCGGUCCUCAAAUUCCUCCUUAGGCUGCAUCUUGGUCCAAACUGGUUACAACCGGUUCAAGACCAGUUUUUCAACUACAUAUGCAAUUAUAUUUGCAAUUCUUCAAAACGAGUGCAAGAACGUACAAAAGACCGGUCUUAACCGACCAGACCGGUCCACGUUAACCGGUCUUUUUGCGGUCUUUUAA